This is a messenger RNA of Solea senegalensis (Senegalese sole), 2226 nucleotides long. Its product is annotated as rho-related GTP-binding protein RhoA-C-like. The coding region runs from base 84 to 665 and encodes 193 amino acids. The transcript is spliced from 5 exons. The record is from RefSeq and is a predicted model, not a curated record. Gene Ontology annotation, molecular function: GTP binding; GTPase activity. NCBI's taxonomy places the organism in Eukaryota, Metazoa, Chordata, Actinopteri, Pleuronectiformes, Soleidae. Gene Ontology annotation, biological process: cell migration; small GTPase-mediated signal transduction; stress fiber assembly. Gene Ontology annotation, cellular component: cleavage furrow; dendritic spine.
UACGCACAUGCGUGCGAGUUGUGGGCGGAGUGUUGCAGUCGGUCAGGAAGAAGAGGCGAAAGGCGGACACAAAAUACCGAACGAUGGCAGCCAUCAGGAAGAAGUUGGUGAUAGUUGGUGAUGGAGCGUGUGGGAAGACAUGUCUGCUCAUUGUCUUCAGCAAGGACCAGUUCCCAGAGGUCUACGUCCCCACUGUGUUUGAGAACUAUGUGGCAGACAUUGAAGUGGAUGGGAAACAGGUGGAACUAGCACUUUGGGAUACAGCUGGACAGGAAGACUAUGACAGACUGAGGCCUCUCUCCUACCCUGACACUGACGUUAUCCUCAUGUGUUUCUCUGUAGACAGCCCUGACAGUUUAGAGAAUAUUCCAGAAAAGUGGACUCCUGAAGUGAAACACUUCUGUCCAAAUGUUCCCAUCAUCCUGGUGGGGAAUAAGAAAGAUCUGCGCAAUGAUGAGCACACCAGACGAGAGCUUGCCAAAAUGAAACAGGAACCAGUCAAACAAGAAGAUGGAAAAGAGAUGUCAAACCGCAUCAGUGCCUAUGGCUACCAGGAGUGUUCUGCCAAAACCAAAGAUGGUGUGAGAGAAGUGUUUGAGAUGGCAACAAGGGCAGCGCUGCAGGCCAAAAAACGUGGCAAGAAGUCCCCCUGCACUCUGUUAUAGGCUCCUGGAGGAGAAGCGGGAGCUGCCCUCAAGCACAUGGAGAGGGCAGAUUCCGACGAGAUUUGACCAACGGGAGAAUUUUGGGGAGGGCUCAGAAAAGUUUUGAGAAUACUCUAUUUCUCAUCAGCCAGUUAUCCUCCACAAAUUAAAGCAGGUCUAAAAUGAAUCGAUAGACUUCUACACAUGUCUUUUUCCUGUACAUUAGGUUAUGUGCCAUUUUGCUUGCAUCUUAUUAAAAACUUACUCUCAUUGGCUUGGCUCCUUCAGGCCCAUUUUCUGACUCAGGCACUAUGCAGGGUUUUGCCUAAAACUAGAUUGUACAAGAUCAUUUUCCAUAAUGAAUUACUUAAACUUAAAGGGAUAGGUCAGAUAUUAUGAAGUGUGGAUGAGUGAUCAUAUAAUAUCUUCACCCACUCAGUCGAAGUUGUUGAUCCACUGCUGCCUUCAUCAAUAACUUCAAAUGUGAUGUUUUUUUGAUUUUGGCUUCAGAAAUCCAUUGUUUGAAUCCUUUGUUUUGAUUUUACCUAUGUGAUACAAAUUAACUCAGUGAGGCAGCAGUAGACCAUCAGCUUAUGUGCCCCUGUGAGCUAAAAGUGCUGAUUUUCUCUAUGGAAUUGUUUUUCCUUGUGUCUCUGCUGGCAGCCGUGCUUCUUCAUACAGCCACACUUCAAAAAGCCUGAACUAUCGCUUUAAGUGUGUGUGUAUGUGUAUGUGUGUGUGUGUGCGUGCGUGUGCGUGUGCGUGUGCGUGCGUGUGCGUGCGUGCACAGCUCUAAGGUGGUUUGUUUUUUCCAUUGCAGGUCUGCAUGCAGUGAAUAUGUGUAUAUUAAUGCGAAUGUGUAGUAACAAACUGUUAUGUGUCUACGUACUGUAUCCAUGGAGAAUGUGUCACUGACCUACCCCCCCCCCGUCCAUGCCGAAGUUUCCCCUGAUGAGCAAAAUUUAUGGCUCAAGUGUAUAAUGGAAUUAACAGCUACUCAGUGAUAUAGAAACAUUCACUUUACUGGAAAAUGUUGUACUAUAGCUAGAGGCACAGUCAGGUGAAAAAUAUUUAGAGUUUCUUUGGAACCUUUUGCUUAAACCAGAGAUUCAGUGGAUUGUGUUAAUAAUCAGUGGGUCAAAUCAUGAGUGGUGUAGUUGAGUUAGAUAUUCUUUUAUGUAGACAAUAGGCUUAUCUUAUUACUGUUGUUUAUUAUGUACUGUAUGUCUUACAAGGCUUUGUAAAGACAUUUUAAUGAUGUGUAUUUCAUUUCAUGUGCAUUACUUUUUACGCAAUCCCAUUUUAUGAUAUUGUCAUUAUUGAACUAUAACUUUUUAUUUUCUUUAAUUUUUUUCUCAGUAUUUUUUAUCAUUAGACCUGAUACUGGCGUUAUGAUCUGCAUAUGUCAGUUAAAUGAUAAAAUGUAAGCAUAGUAUUAUUUUGUUUGAUUAAUUGAGCUUGCCAAGCCUGGGGUGCAAAUGUUGAAAGAUUUUUGGGAUUGGCCACUAUGGCCCUUUUUUCUGUACUGUGUCAAGGGGUCUUUCUGGAUUUCUUUUUCCAAAUAAAGCUUGAGUUAGGGGUU